This is a messenger RNA of Zea mays, 537 nucleotides long. RefSeq names its product sialyltransferase-like protein 4. Lineage: Eukaryota; Viridiplantae; Streptophyta; Magnoliopsida; Poales; Poaceae. The coding region runs from base 25 to 537 and encodes 170 amino acids. The record is from RefSeq and is a predicted model, not a curated record. The transcript is spliced from 4 exons.
CCAAUAACCAAUCCAGUAUACCUCAUGCUAGGCACAUCAUUUGGUUCCUCGGCUAAAGGAACCGGGCUUAAAGCUCUUGAAUUUGCCCUCUCCAUCUGUGACAGUGUUGAUAUGUAUGGCUUCACCGUAGACCCAGGUUACAAGGAAUGGACAAGGUACUUCUCAGAGGUAAGAAAGGGACACGCUCCACUACAUGGUAGAGCAUAUUAUCAGAUGAUGGAAUGUCUUGGUCUGGUGAAAAUCCAUUCACCGAUGCGAGGAGGUCCUGGCAGGACAGUGAGGUGGCUUCCUACCAAGGCUACCAUCGAGGCUGCUAGAGUUGCUUCCGAGAAGUUGUUGAAGAGACCUGGUGCUGAAAGUGAUGAUCCUCUGGGGACUUGCACCAUGAUAAAGAAGCACAAGAAAGGGAAGGCACCAAACAGAUCUGGUCUACGAGAUGCUGCCAUGAAGCACCUCGAGGACAUGAAAGGUGCCACCACGUAUCCCUUAGAGCAGAAUGCAGGGGGUGGUUACCUCUGCAUGAUCAAUGAUAGAUAG